Molecule: messenger RNA, 2514 nt
Organism: Closterium sp. Yama58-4
Lineage: Eukaryota; Viridiplantae; Streptophyta; Zygnematophyceae; Desmidiales; Closteriaceae
Source: the annotation of a GenBank genome assembly
AUGUACAUCACUCUCUACUUCAUCGUCACCCGCCUCCCUGACUCUCUUCGCGCAGUCAGGGACAACCUUUUCGCCCUUGACCCCACAGACCUCACUGUCGACCUGCCAGAGGAGCGCCUCCUUGCAGCUGAGACUAGCAUAGUCGCUGUAGGUGCUGCUCGUGGCACUCCUUGCACGCCCUCCUUUGAGGGGUGCCCCCCCUCCCCCCUUGCCCCCUCUGUUGCUUCUGCUGCUGCUACUGUUGACUUCUUUGGUGCUGAGGAGGUCGGCGCUGCUUCUGCUCCUAGUGGGAAGCACCGUAGCGGCAAGAGCAAGGGAGGCAAGAGUGGUGGAGGUGGCAGCGGAGGGGAUGGUGGUGGAGGCAGUGGAGGCGGUGGAGGUGGCGGAGGUGGCGGUGGGAGUGCUGGCAGGAGUGGGGGCGUCGGUGGCGUCGGUGGCGGUAGUGGUGGGAGUGGUGGUGGUGGUCGUGGCAGCAGUGGGAGUGGUGGCGGCGGCGGUGGCGGCAGUGGGAGUGGUGGCGGCGGCAGUGGUGGUGGUCGGGCUGGAGCCCGUGGGGUGUCCGGGGGUAGUGUUCGCUGCCUGUACGUCAUUCGCACAGGUGACCGCGCUGGUCAGACAUGCGGGAAGUUCCAUACACAGCACCGCUGCUUCUCCCGCCUCGACGACGCUUUGCGCGCAGAGUUUGGCGACGAGGCAGAGCUUCCCCGCUGGGCGGAGCUGCUUAGGUCUGGUGUUGAUAUCUUUGCUCUUGACUAUGACGCUAUCCUUGGUGCCAUGUAUGCUUUGACUGUUAGUGCUGAGGGUGACUGUUACCUGUGUGUGCCGCCUGACCCAGGUAUAGAGGCUGCUGCUUUUGGUGCUAGUAAGUCUGCACUCUCUGGUACUGCGCCUGCUGAGGCCAUGCACCCCUUCACGCUUGACUCAGGUGCUUCCCGCUGUUUCUUUCGCGACAGUACCACAGUCACACCACUCCCUGCACCUGUUGCAGUCUCUCUGGCUGACCCCUCUGGGGGCCCGGUUCUUGCACGUUCCUCCACUAUCCGCGAGCGGUUCCACACGGACCUUCCUGUCCUGCGUCUGCACUUUGACAGAGGUGGUGAGUUUUUCUGUGACCUCUUGCAGGACUUUUGUCGUGGGGAGUGCAUCCGCCAGUCGUUCACGCUUCCGGCCUCUCUGCAGCAAAAUUGGAUUGCAGAGCACUGCAUUGGCUUAGUCAUGGAGGUGGCUCGUACCUCCAUGAUCCAUGCGGCUGCUCCCCAUUUUCUGUGGCCGUUUGUGGUCCGGUACGCUGCGCAUCAGCUCAACCUCUGGCCACAUGUAUCCUUGCCGGAGACCUCGCCUACACUACGUUGGACGGGGGAGGUUGGCGAUGCGUCGCGGUUCCGGGUCUGGGGCUCUCGUGCCUUUGUCCGCGAUACCUCCGCGGACAAGCUCUCCUCCCGCACCAUUCCCUGUGUCUUCCUUGGCUUCCCCCUACGCGCUUGUCUGGCAGUUUUACCACCCCACCUCGCGCCGUGUUCUGCUCUCGCAGAACGUCACGGGGUGCUGAGCCUGGGGGAGCUGCGUCUGCUGGAGGUCCUCCGGAUGCCUCACCGCAGCGGUCUAGCCAGCGUGAGCCUCUCUCACCACAGCGGCUGCGCGAGUGGUUUGCUUAGCGUGCCCGCCUUUGGAGUCGCGCUGCUGGAGCUGGAGGCACUGGAGCUAGAGGCACUGGAGUUGCCGGCGCUGGAGCUGGAGGUACUGGAGCUGGAGGCACUGGAGCUGGAGGCGCUGGUGCUGGAGGCACUGGAGCUGGAGGCGCUGGAGCUGCAGGCACUGGAGCUGGAGGCGCUGGAGCUGGAGGCGCUGGAGCUGGAGGUGAUGCAGCUGGCGGCGCUGGAGCUGGAGGCGCCGGAGCUGGAGGCGCUGGAGCUGGAGGUGCUGGAGCUGGAGGCGUUGGAGCUGGAGGCGCUGGAGCUGGAGGUGCUGGAGCUGGAGGUGCUGGAGCUGGGGGGCCUGUGCAGCAGCGACCGUUUUUCUUGCCGCCGCCGCAGCUGUCCGAGCUCCCGCCCGAGUCGGUGCUCUACUGAGAAGCCAGCCUCCCUUACAGAGCGUCGUGAGCCUGCGUCUCGUCCUGCCUCCCCUGUUCGCACUAUUGGCCGUGCUCGUCAUGUCCCGCGUCCGCUUCCUCGUCCUGUGCCAGGUAACCACACUAUGGCACUUCGUCCUUCCUCUGUUCCGCAGCGUGUCCCCCUGCUGCCUCCUCCUGUUUCCUCUCUUCCUAACGUUCCGGACCCUGAGUCUGACCUGGUUCGUGCUGCCAGCCCCACUGUCACGCGUCUCCUGGCCACUGUCAUCACUGACCCGUCGUUUGACUCAACUUCUGCGUCUGCCUUAGUUGCUGAGCUUGUGGACUUUGCUGCUGCGUGUCGUCUAGACUACGCCGCUAGUCUUGUUGCUGAGUCUGAGUCUGUCUGUCCUCCGUCUGUCGGGGGUGAGUGUGCUCUUGGCACGGACGUCCUUGAGGACAGGUAG